GUUAACGCACACACAUAAACGCACAUUGGUCCACCACAUAUUUCAGACAAAAGCCGAACAACGAUGUGUACUGUAACGUAUUGUUGUGAAGCUCCCGUAGGCCACCAUUUGAUACGGAUUCGGUAAUAAAUCCUACAUUAAUAGUACGGUAUGCGGCGCAGUCGUUCGUACGCGAUAGCAUUGUUUACUCAGCACGCGUUCGCAGGACGAAAGGAAAUCGAGGAGCGGAUGCACGGAAAAUAAAUUGUCAUAUCGAAACGGUUUCGUCGCUCAUCACAACGCGUCGUCGCACCAAUAUUCCCGACGAAUCUUCCAUCAAUCACUUACAGAACAUGCUGAAAAUACACAAGGGUUUGAAAAAAAAGAAGAAAAAUAAGAAAAACAAACAUAAAGAAGAAGAACUUUUCAACGAAGAAGAACUUGAGAGAUACCGCCGAGAACAUCAAGAGGGAAAAGAAGCUGAAGGCGAAAAAGACGGCCAAGAAGAGUGGCAGAAGUUCAAAGCAAUCACUGCUGGAAUUGAUGACGUGUUAAAAAAAACACAAGGUGACCUCGACCGUAUUAAAACAAACAGUUUUUUCCAGAGAAAACCCACUCAGACAGAACUUAAAGCAGCUGAAGAAAAGUUAGAAGCGGAAAAACGGGCAAAAUUAGAAGAAGAAUUGCGAAUAAAGGCCGAAUUCGAAGCGCUUGAUUCUGCUAAAGUACAAGAAGAAGCAGCGGCCUGCGCACCUGUUGAUGAAGAAUCAUCAGAAGAAGAAUCGGUUAAUGGUGAUGACAUAUUUGAUACGUCAUACGUUGAUGUAAUCACAAGUGGCGAGGUAAAACUAGCAUACAUUCCAGAAAGCCCAACCGAAGAAAACACAGAAUUCGAUCCUUUUGAUACUUCUAUAGUAGACAAGGUUAUCCAACCAAAUCCAUCGAAAAAAAAUAAAAGAUACAUAAGUCUUGGGUGUGCGGUUGAAGUUCUCUCGGGUAAAGAAGUUGAUAUCAAUCCCGAGGUCUUCAGGUCUACGGCUGUGCGAAAAAGACCAAAACCUGUAAAUUUAUUGUUGGAAAGUUAUGACGAAAAUACUGCUGGUGUACAACUUGUAGAUGAUAAACCUGUGAAAACUUUACUUGAUGACGAUCCUGAUCUGUCAACUGACGCAUUACCAUUAACUAUUGUUACGCCGAUUGAGAUCAAACCACAACCAAUCAAAGAAGAUAUAAAAACUCCCCAACAAGAUAUCAGUCAAAUUAUAAACGAAUUUGAUUCACCACUUAUCUUAUCGGAAACCGUAAAUACACAGCUACAGUUAGACGACGAUAUAGAUGAUGAAUUCGCUGCGUUAGCUGCAGAGUCUUUGUCGAAAUCUCCUCUACCCGAGGACGUCGAUCCUUUUGAUACAUCUUUUGCGGACCACCUUGUACCCGCAGUAAAUAAUAUAAAUAUUAAAACAGAACAAGCCAAGACAUAUAUUGACGAAAAGACAGCGGAAAAAGAAUUUUUUGAAAGUGUCAGACCACUAAGUUUAGAACAUAGAGAUUUACUGGGUGGCAGUACAACCGAUUUGUCGGUAAUUGGUCAUCAUCCGAUUGCACCUCGUAAUCCGGCAGACGAAACAGUACAAAUUGAUCCUUUUGAUACGUCAAUUGCCGAAAGCUUAUUGCCCGGUAAAAGCGAGUUGAAAUUACUCGAAAAAGAACUUUUAGAAGACUCCAAAGUACCUAUUAAGAAAAUAAUAAUAGAAGAAGACGACGAUUUCAAUCCCAGAGCUGAAGAAAUCGCUCGGCCGGCUGAACUAAAUUUAAAAGAAAAGAGAGUUAGUAUACCAAAAGUUACAUUUGCUUUAGAAAAAGAUUUGUUGACGAACGAUCAUCACGGUGAAUUGCAUGUAGCUAAACCGUUAACUCCGUAUUAUCCACAAGAACAACUAAACGAAGACAAUUUAAAUACCGAUCCAUUCGAUACAUCACACGUGAAACACGAACCCGGAGAAGUAGAAUUGAAAUUGUUAGAGAGUGAACUAGUGAAAAGCGAACCCAAGUGUACGGAUAUAUUAACCGAAGAAGAAUUUAUUCCUCACGUACUGCACACACCCGUUGAGCCAGAAAUAGCUGUCCCAGAAGAAAUCGAUCCUUUUGAUACGUCAUUUGCUAACGACGCUGUACCCAGCCAAACAGAAAUAAAAUUAUUGGAGUCUGAAUUUAUACAUAAAUAAAGAUGGCUAAUCCAUUUUUAA
Sipha flava (yellow sugarcane aphid) is the source of this 2225-nucleotide messenger RNA. Its product is annotated as protein stoned-A. The record is from RefSeq and is a predicted model, not a curated record. Lineage: Eukaryota; Metazoa; Arthropoda; Insecta; Hemiptera; Aphididae. The transcript has 2 exons. The coding region runs from base 333 to 2204 and encodes 623 amino acids.